This is a messenger RNA of Sungouiella intermedia, 966 nucleotides long. The record is from the annotation of a GenBank genome assembly. NCBI's taxonomy places the organism in Eukaryota, Fungi, Ascomycota, Pichiomycetes, Serinales, Metschnikowiaceae.
AUGUCUGACACCUACAUGCACUUGGUGCGUCCUAACGUGACCGCACCUGCUGCUCCGUCCAACGCCAGCCCAGUCGGCGUGAAAAUUCACCAUUCCGCGCUCUUCGCCAUCUUGGAAAUCGUGUCCAAGCAGGCUCUCGACGAGAACAAGAGAAUCAUUGGAACCUUGCUUGGUGUCAGAUCAGACGACGGUGCCAAUGUCGAAAUCAGAGACGCUUACCCUGUGCCUUGCCAGGAGACCGGAGACUCCAUCUCCAUCGAGGAACACACACACAAAACCUUGUACCAGUUGUACAAGAAAGCUCAUGCCAAAGAGUAUGUUUUGGGAUGGUUUGACUCUGCUGCCCACAUUGAUGGGUCUACGGGGUUGAUUCACGACUUCUACUCAAAAGGUGCUGACAGAGCAUACCCAUAUCCUGCCAUUUACUUGAAUGUUCAGUACUUGAACGGAGACAAGAUUGAGUUCCCCAAGUUGGUUGCAUACAUUGGCGCAGCCAUUGGUAAGUCUGCCAGUCUCCAGAAGAUUGGCUGGAAGACCACCGCCAACACCAACUCGUACAUUUUCUCUCCUAUCCCACACCAGGUUGUCUCGAGCACAGUGACAGAAAAGUUCAUGUUGAACAAAAUCGCCGAGACUCCUUCGUCCAAGAACAAUGUGGUUGACCUCGAGGCUGACCAGUUGCUGACUCUUUCACACGAGAUUGGUGCUGUAACCCGCAACAUCGACUACUUGUUGGACCACAUCAACCAUAUUUCCACACUGGAUGCCGAUAUUGACUUAUUGAGAACCUUGAGCAAUACCUUGUUGAACAAGCCUACGAUUUUGUCCGACUUGGACGCAUUGAGAAAGCAUUUCCAGGAUCACAACCAGGAUAUCAUCAUGAUUGAGUUUUUGACGAGAGCAGUUAAGGAGCAGAUCGAGUUGAGUGCACGUUUGUCUGGGGAGGCAGAGAAGAAGAUUGCAUGA